Messenger RNA from Anolis sagrei ordinatus, 1530 nucleotides. RefSeq names its product serglycin (gene SRGN). The record is from RefSeq and is a predicted model, not a curated record. NCBI's taxonomy places the organism in Eukaryota, Metazoa, Chordata, Lepidosauria, Squamata, Anolidae.
UGCUCAGGAAGCUGUGACGCAAGUCAUGGGUUGGGUUUGAGGUUUCUGAAACCUUUUGUAAAGGCACUUGCUUUCCUUGUCCUGCCACUGUUUGAAAAGUCCUAGUGACAAUUUGCGGAGUGUGGAGGUGCGCAGGCAAAACAGACAUGCUUGCCAAACAUAACGGGAGGAUUUUCAUCGCUCUCUGUGUAAUCCUCUUUACGGGAUGCACAGUACAAGGGGGUCCUGUCCAAAGAGGCCGUUACAUGCGCGUGAGGUGCAGACCCAAUGCCCGUUUUGCAAAUUGCAUUGAAGAACAAGGGCCAGUUUUUGACAUUCCUGAUGGAAGUGCUAAUAUGAUCCUUCCUCCCAAAGCUGACCCAGAACUAAUGAAAGAAUUUCAAGACUAUCCUGAUGCUUUCCAGCUUUCUGGAGAUGAAUAUGGAUCUGGAAAUGAAGGAGAUCCAGAAUUUGGGUCAGGUGCUGAGUAUGAUAUGGAUGAUCCCAGUAUGCCUAAAUCUGAUGUGAACCAACCAGAUCAGAAAUUGACGCUUAAAUUAACGAAGGAAGGUUUAUUUCUGCAUGAAAACAGACUGUGAUCUCUGUUCCGGCAAUUAUGAUCUUACUUCUUAAAUGCCUUUGGAGUUUUAUGACCAAGUGCAAUUACAUAUUGGUAAAAAAAUAUUGUACAAACUAUAAAAUGAAUCAUAAAUACCUUAAAACGUUUAGUGCUUUUCUUUGGUAUAAACUGUAAUGAAUGCAAGCUUUUCCCUCUCUAAGAUGUAAACCAUUUCAUAGCCUGGGCCUCUUUGUAUUGUUGUAGUAAAAAAAGUAGCAUGAGUUUAUCAGACAUAUAGUCAAGAGUGAGCUAAAUGAAGAAAGAUGACUACAAUGAUAUAAGAUGAACACAGUGAUGCUAAAAUCAGCCAUAUCCUUUAGAGGAAUUCAAGGCAAAUUUCCUCCAAUGCUUCUUUUUCUUUCUUUCUUUCUUUCUUUCUUUCUUUCUUUCUUUCUUUCUUUCUUUCUUUCUUUCUUUCUGGUAACCAUGACAAAUCAGUAAGAGUGAACCCUAACAAUCCCAUGUCAUUCUGGAAGUUUAAGGACACACUUUCCUCUUUACACAAAGAGCUCUAGCAGAGCUACAACAUGGAGCUGUGCAUUAUUCCCAUUGAUAGUUUUUGAUUUAUGCCACUCAUGGAAGCCCUCCAGUUUGUGUAUUUACAUUGAGCCCUUCAUUUCCACUGAGGAUUAGUUUCAGGACCUUCAUGAAUAUCAAAAUCUGUGGAUGCUCAAGUCUCAUUAUAUACAGUGAGGUAGUAAAAUUGUGUCCAGUAUAUAAAAUUUUUCAAUUUUUUUUCAAGUGGGUCAACUUUAUAUAAGUUUUCAGAAUAAGCUUUUGAAGUGCCUGCAUUAGUAAAAAGCAAAAAGAGCGAUUUAUUAAGUUGUACUUCUCUGGAAUAUGUUGUUUAUAGUCAGAUAAAUUUUAAAUGCUCAAAUCUCUUGUCCUGUUUCCAAUUAUAAUAAAACUUGGUCUUGUGUUUGCAAAUCUUA